GCUGCCCCCCCCCCCCUCUUUUUUUUCCUACAACAAACAAUGGCGCUGUCCACAGAACGUGUAGCUUCAGUAUUAUGGAAACAAAUGCACGGUUUAAUAUGCGUUUACAAACCACCCGACAUCACUUUAGGACGUCUCGUGCAAAAUUUAAGGCUUAUUAUUCCCGCAGGACUGAACAAAAUGAUUGUUCGACAACCCAGAAAAGUCAUUCGAUACGAUGCAACUGUGGGAAUGCCAGUGGAAACCAUAGAAACUGAUUACUCUGAUCAUCCCCUAGUCAUUGGGCCGCGCUAUGAACCAUCAGAGAUCCGGUAUUUCUGUGCCAGUGCUCUCACAUUGCAUGGUGGUGGCGUUUGUAUGGUGGGUCUAAACGGCGGAAGACAUCUGGCUAAAGAUUUAGAGAGUUCUAAACCAGUAAGAGUUUACAGAUUAGUUGGACAGCUUGGUCUAGCAACUGACAAUUUGCACAAGUCAGGUAAAGUAGUUGAGAGGACAACAUUUCAUAAAGUGCAUCGGUCAAUCAUUGAUAGUGUGGUGGCCGCAAUGCAGUCGUCACACCAACGCCACAUGUAUCACAACUCAGGAGUAAAUAUACAAAGCCAAACUGCCUAUGAUCUUGCAGUUAAAGGUCUUCUGCGUCCUGCAGAUGACAGUUUCCCCAUAAUCUACAACAUUAAAUGUGUUGAUUUCACCCGGCCUUUCUUCACAAUUGAAGUUGCUUGCAUUAAUGAGAGAGAAGAUCAACUCAUGGGCCUCAUCCAUACAAUUGGUUUAAAAGUGAAGAGUGCAGCAAGGUGCAAUAGCAUUAAAUGCAUUAGAUAUGGACCAUUCACUUUGGAGCAUGCACUUCUCCAACACCAAUGGAAAGUUGACAAGAUAGCAUCAAAUAUUCAAAUGUGUAAUGCUAUCAAUGAAGAAGAUAUUAAGUCUGGCAGAAGAGAAAAUAUUGAUCUAGUCCCUAUGGAAAUGAAUAGGGAAGAAAAGUGGGAAAAUGAAGACAGAGAAGACUGGAAUCAGCCACUUUCUAGUGCAGUAAGAGGACCAGCAAAUCAAAGGGAACGACGUAGGCUAAACCAUUUGGAAUCUAGGAACCAAAUUAAUGGCCAGUUGCACUCAGGAAAUGAAGAGUGAUCUUGCCUUAUCUGACUGUUUGAAAAACUGUGAUAAGUAGCCACAUACAUAAAAUAAUAAAUCAGAUUAAGACCUAA
This is a messenger RNA of Frankliniella occidentalis (western flower thrips), 1208 nucleotides long. Its product is annotated as pseudouridylate synthase TRUB2, mitochondrial. Gene Ontology annotation, biological process: pseudouridine synthesis; RNA processing. Lineage: Eukaryota; Metazoa; Arthropoda; Insecta; Thysanoptera; Thripidae. The coding region runs from base 40 to 1131 and encodes 363 amino acids. The transcript has 5 exons. The record is from RefSeq and is a predicted model, not a curated record. Gene Ontology annotation, molecular function: pseudouridine synthase activity; RNA binding.